AAUGCCAAGUGCUUCCCAACAGCACCACCGGAUAAGGCAGCAAGCGCUGCCCGCUGGGAGCCUGCGAUUCUGCGAAGCCCAGCAGCCCAUGGCGCGGGGCGGCCACGUCGCGGCUCUCUCCCUGCCACCGCGUCUCGCCGCGACGACGACGCCGUACUGCGGCCGCCCUGUCCGAGCCAGCUGCGCCAGGCCGGUGCCAGGAGGCGCGCGGCGGCGGGGCCGCGGACGCCUCAUGGUGGUGCGGGCCGGCGGGCCGCCCAGCACCAACCAGCUCAUCCUCGCCUUCGUGCUCCCGCUCUCCCUCUUCGUCGGCACGCUCGUCACUGCGGCCCGUGUCGCCGACGACCUCGACGACCGAUUCCUUAGGGAGAUGGAGAUAAACCGAGCGAUACUGGAAGAGAACGAAGCGUCCGACGAGGACGGCGCCGGCGAGGAAGACGACGACGGCGACAUUAUUGUGUACGACGAAGAGGAGGAGGAAGAGCUGCCGCCGGUACCGGUGGAGGAGAAGGAGCCCGCCGUCGUUGGUCCACGCACCAGGAACAGGCCGAGAAGACUAGUGUAAUCAGACGUUCUCUUCUCCGUGUUCAGGUUCAGAGAGAGUUCGAUUAGUUUGGUGAUUGGCCCUCUUCUUGGAAAUAUAGCUCGCAAAUGCCAAAGUCUGAUCAGCAACGCACUGCACGGAUGUUAUAUAUAGUUAGCCAAAGCUACAGUCUAGUAUUUUUCAACUUGUUAUAUUGAUAGAUGAAGCAAGCGCAGAAUACAGGUGUUGGUUCUGAUUUACUGGCAACAAAUACAUCGACAUCUGUGUACCAUUUACCCCUGCAACCUGCAGUGCCGGUGGAUGUAUGUUUUAGUAUGAAGGCCCAUGCAUGAACUCUCUGCAAUGCGUUCUUGA
Messenger RNA from Panicum virgatum (switchgrass), 898 nucleotides. RefSeq lists its product as uncharacterized. The coding region runs from base 2 to 565 and encodes 187 amino acids. NCBI's taxonomy places the organism in Eukaryota, Viridiplantae, Streptophyta, Magnoliopsida, Poales, Poaceae. The record is from RefSeq and is a predicted model, not a curated record. The transcript has 2 exons.